AUGUGCGCUACGACGACGUCGUUGACAUCACGCACAUGUGGACGCGCCCACGUUAGACGCUUCGCCGCGGAGGCCGCUCGCCCCGGCAGCAAGGGAAGCAACACAACGAAGAAGGAAGAAGACGAGGAAGAGUGGGUUGAUCCGCCCCACAUCGCCGAGGCCAAGCAGCGAUUGCGAACCUUCGAGAAGGAGGACCUCUACGCGGUGCUGGGCGUCGCUCCCGACGUGGACAGCGAGGGCAUCAUCACGGCCUACAACGAGCGUGGUGCUGCCUUGGCCUCGGCGCCCGACUUCAGCACCAAUGCUGAGCUCAAGGCCCAACUGCAGCGACUCAAGCACGCUACGGAGGUGCUGCUCGACCCGCCACAGCGGCUCGAGUUUGAUGCGCAGCGGCGUUCGGUGCACGAGGCGCUGCGGCGGCUGGAGGUGGACCCCAAGUGGGCGCGGGGCAAGGUGAGGAUGGUCACCGUGGGCCGCACCUUCCUCUUCACGAAGCAGGUGUGGGCGUUCGGCGUGUUCCUGGCCAUGAUGGGCGUCUUCACCUACAUCGCCAUCGAUUUCGCGCGGCGCAAGGAGGAGCAGCUCAAGCGCCACGACCGAGCCACGGUGACCCGCAAGGGCAGCCCCACGCAAGAGCAGCCCCACAGGCGCACGCCAGUCACACCCCCUCCCGCUGCCGCUGCCGCCACAACCACAAUCCCCACACCAACAGAGAAAGAUGCGUGA
This is a messenger RNA of Acanthamoeba castellanii str. Neff, 726 nucleotides long. RefSeq names its product DnaJ domain containing protein. The transcript is spliced from 2 exons. Bases 1 to 726 code for a protein of 241 amino acids. Lineage: Eukaryota; Discosea; Longamoebia; Acanthamoebidae. The record is from RefSeq and is a predicted model, not a curated record.